Molecule: messenger RNA, 648 nt
Organism: Aspergillus udagawae
Lineage: Eukaryota; Fungi; Ascomycota; Eurotiomycetes; Eurotiales; Aspergillaceae
Exons: 1
Coding region: 1-648 (215 amino acids)
Source: RefSeq, a predicted model, not a curated record
AUGGCACCUGCUACCCGAACGACCUGCUUCGAUGCUCGAUGGCUCCGUGGCCUUGUAGGUACUACGGUCACCACAUAUGACCUUGUCUUGGAUGGCGCGUCACCAGAAUCUACCUCCCCCGCCACACCCCCUGCUCUGGCGGCUUCGCCUAUGACAGCCAUGUCUGCGUCGUCAGGGAUCUCCCGAACGUGGGUCAUCACGGAGAAACUCUCGGAGAGGGCAGCUCCUAUGACAAAACACGAUGUCAAGAUGGGCCGCGGUUCAGCAAAGACAGUUGGCAAGUUUCUAUGCCACCUUGCAGAGGACCCAAAUCAGAUAGCAUUCAUGCGAAUCUACCAACAGAUUCCUAUCACUGGGACAGAGGAUGCUGAUCAUGACACACUGGCUAGACAGGCUGUUCCUCCUGGAGUGUGUGGCGAGCUAGAGUCCUUUAAACUAUUGCAGAGUGGACGUUGUAGCGCUGUUCCUCGCUUUUUUGGCCACGCAGAAAGUACACAAGGAGAUAACGGCCUCGUCCCUGGCGGCUACAUUAGAUACCUUGUGUGGGAAAAUGUCCCCGGGGAGCCUCUGACAAAGGAAUUCUUCUGGGCCUUGGAUGACAAUGCACGCAAAGACAUCCGUCUUAAGUUCCGUGCGGCCUAUGAGUAA